Lymnaea stagnalis (great pond snail) is the source of this 4780-nucleotide messenger RNA. Lineage: Eukaryota; Metazoa; Mollusca; Gastropoda; Lymnaeidae. The record is from the annotation of a GenBank genome assembly.
UAGACUCCCCUGUCAUAAGUGAAUGAAAAGUUCGCAAUUUUAUCAUUGAUCUUCCCUACUCUCUUUAAAAAACAAAAAGGAAACCAAAAGAUGAUAGAAUCAGGGAGCAGUAUGAAAUUUAAUAUUUUAGGCUAAAGGAAUUCGUUAAUUCUGAUUAACUAGUUUAUUGUUGGUAUUACUAUUACUAUUAGUAUUAGUUAGAACAAUAGAAUGAAUGGGCGGGGUAGCGUCUCCGUGUGGCGUACCCUUCAUAUUCAUGAAUGAGCCUGAGGCCAUUGAGGUUGAACUUGAAAUAUUUUAUGCCAAAAGCCAAUGCUGUUAGAAAGAGUAGUAUGUCUAACUCUAAGUCAACGUAUGAGAAACUCAAGUUUGACGUGUACGUUUACAAUGGAUUGGGAGCAAAUGAACACGGAUGCAAUCAGCUUUUACAGGCAUUGCAUACUUGUCUGGAUAGUGAGAAACAUGACGUCAUACAAUUUAUUAGUCCUGAGGAAAUCAUUAAUGGUAAAAGAUUAUUACAAAAACCUACAAUUAAUUAUUAUUCAAUAAGCAAGCAGGCCUGGAAAGCUAAAAUUUUACUAACAUGCGAUUUAACUAUCUAAAUUGACCUCUGUAUUUAGACUCUAUAAUUUAUGUAUGAUUAAAAUUACUAGAAUAAAUGCAGGCUAUCAUAGUCACGUCACGUCCUUGUCUCUAAUAGUAUAUAAUAUAUGUACCCUUGUUUUAUCCCCAUCAGGCAUAAAGUCAUUAACGAUACUUAAUACUAGAAUAGGGAUUGCAAAAAUUAACCUAGUUUCAAAUGCAUUACUUUAUCCAACUAAAAUAGUAUCUGUAAAAUGAUAAUGAUUUUUACCCACUUAUUUUUAUCCUUGCUUUUAUUUCAAGUCUGUAGACUAGAAUGUAAUAAAAAUGUAUAUUUAACAAAUUUUUGCAUUUUAAAAAUAUUUGAAAAAAAAAAAUUUUUUAAACAUAUAAAGGUUAUUGAAUGUGUUGUUGAGGUUUUAAGACAGUGAGUAAGGUAACAAUGUUUGAAGCAAAAGAAAACCUACUCAUAAAUUCAUUGUACAUCUUAUUUGACUAUUGGAGCCUGGGGACCGAGGACCAAGAGUGGGGGUAAACAUAUUUAUAAGGAUUUGUUCCAGUCAUAUAAAUAAUAAAUUUAUUAUUACCUGAAAUCAAAAUUAGUUAUUGACCGAUUCUUUCUCAUUUUUGGGUGGUUUGUUAUUGUCACAUUUAUUCAUCAAUUUUCUUAGGUUCUAAGUUGAAAGGUGCUGCCUUAAUUGCCUUUGGGUCUGGCUAUACGACUGGCUUUGCCUCAGCUCUAGGAGAAAUAGGCUUGAGGAAUCUGAGAGAUUAUGUUCUCUCAGGUGGCUCUUAUCUUGGCUUAGGUGCAGGCGGAUACUUUGGCUGUGAUUUUAUUGAAUUUGACAAAGAAGGUCCCUUGGAGAAAUUAUCAGAAAGGGAAUUAAGAUUUUUUCCAGGUACCAAUAAUUUAAACAGAUCAGUUUAUCUCAGAAGUGGAUUCAACUACGAACUUUAUUUAUUUGUGGUAGAUAAUAAUUAUUUAUUCAACUCAGGAUUUUAUUUAUUUCUUGGUUAUUUGCAAUACAAAUAAAACCCAUGACGUGAACUUUCCACUGCCAAGGUUCAGAAUUUUCCCCACUAAUUUCAGCGUUAAUGAAUUAAUGUAAUUUGGAAUAAUAGUAUUUAAAAAGAAAAUUAAUUUGAAGAUUAAGUGUAAUGAUUUAAAAAAAUAAAAACUUGCUACUUGUUUGCCAUGUACCAAAUUUCAUCACAAAGAUUUUUAACAAUGAUCUUCUUUAUAUUUAAAAGUGAGGAAAUAAUUUAUUUAUUCACUAAUAAUAUUCACUUUUUAAGUUGAUCCUUCAAGAUUUACAUUUCUUUUAUUUCAGGUAUUGGUAGAGGACCUGUGUAUCCUGGCUUUCAAUAUGGUACAAACAAAGGACUUUGUGCAACAUUUGUCACAUUUCACACAGACACUUUCAGUAGGUCUUUUCAUUGUAUGAUUGAUGGGGGUGGUGCUUUCUAUCCUAGCGACCCACCAAAGCCAGGAAGCAAUGUUAAAACUGUGUUAAAUGUAGCUGUAUUUGCUGCAGUUCCAGAGACACCUUCAGCUAUAGUCUACACCAUGGUCGGUGCUGGUCGAACUGUAUUGUCUGGUGUACAUUUGGAAUAUGAUGUCAGCUCUUUGAUAAAAUCUGAUCCGAGCCUUGAACACUUGCAAGAAACUUUUAAUGCCAGCAGACAGAAUCAAAUUAACGCCUUCAAAUCACUUGUGCAAUUGUUGACUUUAAAUGUUGCCUGAAUUGUGAUAAGUAUCUUACAACUCCUGACAUUUGACCUUCUGUGUUGACAUUGGUAAACAUUUCAUGUCAUUUAUACUGUUGACCUCUAGAAAGAUAGGUGUGUGGUGCAUCUUUGAUGAUUUCUUUAAUAGAAUGUGUAAGCUUAUGAGUAAUUUCUUGAUGUUUUCCAGCUGCUGGAUUCACCAUUGCAACAGGUAAUUAAUUUAAAAUUUUGCUUUAAGCUGUUACAUGAUAUGGUUCAAAAUAAGUCAUUUGAGACAACAUUAAACUUAAGAUUUUUUUAAAGUCGAGAAUGUGAUACACAUUAUUUUCAAGACAAUAUUUCCCCCAAAUCUUUAGCUUUCUGUAUCUUCAUUUUGAUUAUUUACUUGGCUAUCAAGGUUUUAAAAAAAUUAACCUAUCAAGACCAUUAAAUAUUACAAACUACACUGACUGCUUUGAAUAGCUCUUACAUAACAGGUUUCCAUUGAUCUAAGAGCAAUAUUACUACUAAAGCUUAUUAAAAUAUUGAUUAUACCAAUUCUUACAGCUGUUUAUUUCUUAUUUUUCUGAAAAUAAAAUUAACUAUAGAUUAUGGAUUUCAUCAUUGGAUAGAAUUCUAACCACAAAACGUAUGUAGUCUUGCCAAUUAAAAUUUGUAAUACAAGUCAUUCUUUGGGCAGCCAGAAAAGGUUAGCAGACCAAGGCCCUCUGUUUUAUAUACAGGAAUGAAAGAAAUUAAAAAUGAUUCCAAGCAGAUAAAACAGGCUGUCACAACUCACUGUCCAUUAAAUGAAAGCACAACAGAAUCAAAGCUUAGGUCAAUGUUUAUUUGCAGUAAUUAUAAAGAAUGCAUUAUAGUUGAUACAAAAAUAAGAAUUGAUAGGAUUGACAAACUACAUGUGAUGACAACAAACAUUGCUGCUAAUUUGUGCUUCUGCUUUCAAACACUUGAUCUUUCCAAACUGAAUGGACCAAAACAAGUUAUGUUAACAAGUUGUUUGCUUCUAUCAUCCACAGCUAAUUGAUUUAUAAAAAUAGCCUUUUUAAAAUAUUCUUUAAGAAAUACAAUUGCAAACAAAUAUUUGAAAUUUCAUUCAGUGCAUGAGAUCUUAAAUGUAUCAUGACAAAAACUGGAUGUCAAAAUGGAGCAUGCAAGUACAGAAAUAUGAACACAAAAAAUAAACAAAAGAGCAGCCUCUUGCCAUCUGGGAAUUUUUGAUUAUGCAGAUUGAGGUGAGAGCUCUGAGCAAGAUUUGACUCAAAUGAUUGAAAGAUGUGAGAGCUCUGAGCAAGAUUUGACUCAAAUGAUUGAAAGAUGAAUCAUUACAGGUGUGAAACAAGCAAAACAAAACAAAAGAAUGGUACAUUUUUUACUAAACUUAAAUUUCAAGUGUACAUUAAAAAGAAAUAAAAAAUUAUUUUAAAAUGGGUGAACCCUUUUUUUCACUCAGUAUGACUGUCUCAGGAACUUACAUAGAGUUUACUACCCAACAUUUUCCAGAUAACCAUUAAUGGCAGCAGCAGCAACAAUCUGCCCAUAAAACCUUGAACACAAGCUCAUCCCUAGCCCUGCGCUCAACCUGUUCUUGCACCCAUCUCAGCAUUCACAGAGCUUUACAACAUAGGGUCACCCUCCUCACAUCUUGUUGGUUAUAUUUAAAAAAAUAAACAGUACAUUGAAAAGGAUAAGUGCAAUAAAUGGAUUUUCCUGAUAUGAUGAGCAUCAGCCAUACUAAAGCUAAGCUAGUAUUGCUAUAAUUAAGAAAUCUGUAAUCAUGUUUCUCACCAAACAAAACUUGGUAUACAAGUCAAACCUUUUCUGGUUUUGAAAUUUGUUAGUUGUUAAAAUCUGCGCAGCACCCAUCCCAGAUUGUCCCUAAAAUAAUACACAUUAAAGUGUAUGUGUAUUAUAUACACAAGUACAUUGUUAGCUGAAGAAAUAAAGUAAUAUGGAAGUACAAAAUAAAAUUAUGCUGUAUGGAUCAAUCUUUAGUUUAUAAUUUAAAAACAAAAAACAUCAUAACAGGAGAGCCAGGCAUGACUGUCUUGUGUGACGGCAGUGCCCACGAGUACCUGGCUGCCUACACUUGUGCCAGGAACUGUCUACCAUCUUCCCCAAGCAGCUAAUGCAUCAAAAUUCAACAUCAUAAGAUAAAGACUUAAAUAAUAUGAUGAUGAACAAAAUGCUAGAAAAGAAAAAAAAUAUAAAAGCUGAACCAACUAUUUGCCACCAAAAGAACUUCAGGUGUCUUUGGUCAAUAAAAAACCCCCAAUAAUUUAUAAAAAUAUACCAGACAACACUUAAAGAGGUACAGUCAUACUGAUACUCUCCAUAACGUUAGAGUAAAAAAAAACCAACAGAACAUUUGAAGGGACUUUGGAUUUAAGCACUCAAUCAAAAGGCACCUCUUUGGAUUUUGAUUUUAUUUCUCUUUUUUUUUAUUAUAAAGAACAAAAAUAUUUUGACUUUU